Molecule: messenger RNA, 5262 nt
Organism: Acipenser ruthenus (sterlet)
Lineage: Eukaryota; Metazoa; Chordata; Actinopteri; Acipenseriformes; Acipenseridae
Product: proline dehydrogenase 1, mitochondrial-like
Exons: 14
Coding region: 132-2012 (626 amino acids)
Cellular component (GO): mitochondrion
Molecular function (GO): proline dehydrogenase activity; FAD binding
Source: RefSeq, a predicted model, not a curated record
GUGGGCGUGCCUUCUUGCUACAUAUGUGUGACUAAGCUUUCCAAAUCAGUUAUUGUCUGCUCACAUCCAGCAUCGGUCCACGUGGGUACUUCUUCGUUAUAUAAUUACACAGGACAACAUCUUCAGAUCUAAUGUCUUACACUAAACUAGCUCCAGCCCUGAGAGCGGGUUCCGAUAUCUGCUUGACCCGAGCAGUAGUCUCCUGCAGGCUCCGGUCCACGGUCGCGUCUCCACGAACCAAACCGAGCUCUGAGAGUCAGGAACAGCAGGUUGAUGCAACCUGCUCGGUGUUGAAGAAGGCGGAAGCCCAGGUAGAUCACAUCUCCCAUACAGAAAAUGCCUGGUCCAAGUCUAAAGUGUUUAUCGACUUCGAAAAUACCAAGGAAGCGUACAAGAGCAAAGAGACGUCGGAGCUAUUGAGAAGUUUGCUGGUUUUUAGGCUCUGCACUUUUGACUUCCUGGUUGACAAAAACAAGGAGCUGAUAAACCUGAGCAGAAAAGUCCUGGGGAAGAGGCUCUUUGAGCAGCUGAUGAAGAUGACCUUUUACGGGCAGUUUGUGGCCGGAGAGGACCAGGAAGCCAUCAAGCCCCUGGUCAGGAGGAACCGUGCGUUCGGGGUGGGCUCUGUGCUGGACUACGGGGUGGAGGAGGACCUGACACAGGAGGAGGCUGAGAAGAAGGAGAUGGAGUCGUGUGUCUCUGAGGCUGAAAAAGAAAGCCAUGGGGUGGAUCACAGAGAGAAGAAGUACAAGGCUCAUCGGCGGUUUGGCGACCGGCGCGGGGGGGUUAUAAGCGCCCGCACGUAUUUCUACGCAGACGAGGCCAAGUGUGACCAACACAUGGAGACCUUCCUCAAGUGCAUCGAAGCCUCGGGUGGAAGUUCAGAAGAUGGCUUUUCUGCUAUUAAGCUGACUGCUUUGGGGAGGCCACAGUUCUUGCUCCAGUUUUCCGAGGUGUUGGUGAAAUGGAGGCGGGUCUUUCAUCUGUUGGCAGCAGACCAGGGGAAAGCAGGGCUUUCAGCUCUAGACAUCAAGCUGGAGAUGAAGCAGCUGCAGGAGAGUCUUGCAAAACUUGGACUGGGAGCUAAAGAUGAGACACAGAACUGGUUUACUGGAGAGGAUCUGGGCAUGUCUGGCACUGUAGAUCUGUUGGAUUGGAACAGCCUGAUUGACAGCAGGACCAAGAUCUCCAACCUGCUGGUCGUCCCAAACCUGGAGACUGGUCAGCUGGAGCCCCUGCUAAGCAAGUUCACUGACGAGGAGGAGAUGCAGAUGAAGAGGAUGCUGCAGAGAAUGGACGUCCUCGCUAAGAAAGCUUUACAGCACGGCGUGCGUCUGAUGGUGGACGCAGAGCAGACCUAUUUCCAGCCGGCCAUCAGCAGACUGACCCUGGAGAUGCAGCGGAAAUUCAACAAAGAGAAACCCAUCAUCUUCAACACCUACCAGUGCUACCUCAGAGAGGCCUAUGACAACGUGUCGCUGGAUGUGGAGCUGUCUCGCCGCGAGGGCUGGUACUUCGGUGCCAAGUUGGUACGAGGUGCCUACAUGGACCAGGAGAGGAGCAGAGCGGCAGAGAUUGGCUACGCGGAUCCCAUUAACCCAGACUACGAGGCGACCAACCAAAUGUACCACAGGUGCUUGGAUUACGUUCUCGAAGAGAUUAAGCACCAUAGGAAGGCCAAUGUGAUGGUGGCGUCGCACAAUGAAAACACUGUCAAGUUCACUCUGCAGAGGAUGAAUGAAUUCGGGAUCCACCCGUCGGAAAACAAGGUCUACUUUGGCCAGCUGUUGGGAAUGUGCGAUCAGAUCAGCUUCCCUCUGGGCCAGGCUGGAUAUCCGGUGUACAAGUACGUGCCGUACGGCCCGGUGAACGAGGUCCUGCCCUACUUGUCGAGACGAGCCCAGGAGAACCGAGGCAUCAUGAAGGGGUCCCAGCGGGAGAGGCUGCUGCUCUGGACUGAGCUCCAGCGCCGGCUGCUGAGCGGAGAGAUCUUCUACAAGCCUGUCUACUGAGGAGAGCACUGGGGGAAAAGAGCACUGCUGAUCAUUCCUUUCCUUGUAAACUUGCCAGCUCUUAGUUUCCUCCAAGAGUCCCGGAUCAUUGUAAUACGGAACCGGAGCCAAGUCUGUUCGUUCCGGGUAAUUCCGGUACAGGUUUUUGUUUUGACCAGGUUCUUCGCAGUUAUAAGGAUGAUUUAUUUAUUUAAUAAUUAAAUCUAUAUUAAUUGACAGUUGUUGAUAUUUGUAUAGGGAUAGGAAUAGUUGUGUAGUCUGUUAUGCCAGAUGUUUUAAUUACCACUGACUGAAAAUGGCCAGGAUUGGCUUUAUGUACACUGGAAAGAUGUGGAACAAAACCCUGAGUGGCGUUGCCCACAGUAACCAGAUUUAGGCUGGUGCAAUAGUAAUAGUCAAGGAUUCAGACUUGAUUUGAAGAGCUCUUGAUACAUUUUAAGGAAACCACUUGUUCGAUCCCUCUCAGUAUUUUAAUGAAACUCAUUUCCUGCACGUUUGCUCAGCGAUUGGACAAGCCAACAUGGAUCAGCACUCUCAUACACAGGCAUGCUUAGAAACCCCUGUUCAAUUAUCACAGAACAGAUGGUUGCUAAAAAAAACAGAAUGGAGAGGUGGCGCCAAAUGCUUUUAAGGUGUCCGGGACAGACCUGUUAAGCAAAUCUUUGCUGUCCAUUAACUGAGAGCUUAGUGUGCAGAAGGCUCCUUCUCCUUGGUAACAUACACAUGAAGCCUACCCUCUUUCUUGAUGACCAAACUAGCCUAUAUAAGUAUAUAAGAUAAAGCCAGCAUAUUGGUUUUAGAUAAUGUGUGACUGCAAAGGAUUGGUAUUGAUAAAGAGGGAACAUUACAUUGCAAUGUAACUUAGCUCGGAAACCCUGCAGUUUCACUGCGAAUCCACAGAGCAGAGGAUGAAGGAGGGAUCAUUAUAACCAGUAAAGCUGUACUGGGAAAUGAGUUUCUUUAGAUCCCACACUCCAAACAGGCUGUUUAUUGGAACUAAUAUCAGCCUAUUUUCAUUAAUUGGUAGAUAUCCUGUGUGAUCAAUGACUGGCCGCCCCAUUGUAGUUUAAAUGUAUGUACCCUUGCAGGCAAGAGCCAUGUCCGACGCUUCUUGGAGGAAACAAAAUGCUGUCCUGUUGUAUUGCUUUUAAAAAUGUGAUGUGUUGUCUUUUUUUUUUUUAAACGGAGAUAAAAAUCUAUUUAAAAUGAACAGUAUAAAAUGCUUCGUAUUGCCCCUGUAGGCCAGGGCAUGAUGUUCAGUAUACUGUAGUGAUCACUACCUACUAGGGGAGAGGAUUAGAAACCUGCUGUUCUGCUCCAGAGCUAUAUAACCCUUUGGAUUUCUUGGGUGUUUUCGAGCAGUAAUGUUAAUGUAGCUGACGUUGUUGUUUAGAAGCUCCCUUUGGUUUUAAACAGUGGGCUGUAGGAGUUGUAGCCCUGGGGAUCCUCUUGAAUGUUAUUGUCUUGACGUGGCACUGUUUAAGUGAUAACUAUCGAGGAGAUAACAGGCUUCUGAGUGAAUGAAAAACAAAAGGUUCAGGGUGUGCCACCAGCGAGGGAGGCUGUAGUCUCCAAGUACCCUGCAUGCACCCAGCAGCUGUAGCUGUUAUAUGGCAAGCGAUUUGCUCUCUCCCUGUUUUAAGAUCCUGGUUGAAAAGUGCUGCUUUUGCUCUGAGUCUGACUGGGUUGCUACAGUUGCUACGGGUCCUUUAGGAAGCGUGUUUAUCCUAACUGUACUGUAUUAUCACAGGAUAACGGGAUUUUGGAAUCCAAGUGGAAGUGAUUGACAGAAUCCUCUUGUUAUGUAAUCUUGGGUGUUCCACAGCUACCUGCACUGUCUCGAUGUGUCUUUUAACUCCUAGCCUCGGUGUUAACCUGCUGUGCUUAGCUCUGCUUCCACGUUGUGCAGAUGCAAGCUGCUUUUGUAAAUAAUCAAACUGCGUUAAUGGUGUUUGUUUUAAGUAAAGGCCGACUUUGGCAACCAAUAUGCCAGAGAAAGCACUUUCCAUUGGCAAAACACGGCCAUCAGAUCGCGUGUGUUCAGUUUAACGCUUCGUUUAAGCCCGAGUGGCAGCUUCUAAAGUGGUUAUAUUUCAGAGUGAAGUGUGAAGCAGCAGUUUUCUGUUUACUGUUCAGCCCGAGCGACAAUUCAUUAAUUAGCAGCCUUUUAGUUGUGCGUCUACACAGUUCCUGUUCUCCUGUUAAUCCAAUAAGUAAUAUGUUUUGGAAAGCCAGUCACAAGAGCAGUUCUCUCUCCAUGCCAAUCCGAUUCCCAACCCCUCGUUUAAUUCUCAAAGGUGGGGUUUGUGCCAGAUUGGAUGGUGGUGGUGGUUUACAUGAAACCGUUUCUGGGCAUGGAGCAGAUUUUAAAUACAAAUCACUCGUUUGUUUUAAAAGGGAAUUGGUGGUGAAGAUUUGAUGGGGUGAAUUCUCGUGUUAGAAGUGGGAAGGAUAUUUAAAUGCUAAGAGAUGUAUUUUGGUCAGAGCAUGAUAAAUGAAAGUGGGAGUGUUUGGGGAAGCUCCAUCAAGGAGUUUGAGAAGUCAACCUGGAUGGAUUAUUGACAUGGUUAAAUGUGUAUUUUUGCAAGGUUAAUACAUUUCAAGUACUGUACUAUUGUUACACGUGGUGGACUGUGAUAUAAAAACAGUAUAUUGUUCAGGGUUCAUAGCUCUUGUCAUUGAGACACAUUCUUAUAAAUGUUUUAGACCCAAAAAUCAAGUUUCUGUAAUUAAUCCUGGGGUGCAUAUUGUAUCAGAUUGUUUUAUUCAGUACUGAUAGCAGAAGGACGUGCUCCCUUUUAACUUCCCUUAUAUUUUUUAUAUUUAGUGAUAUUAUAACCCCUCCCUGGUGAUUUAUGGUGCAGUGGAUGAAUUGCCUGUUAACUAUCAUAGGGGCUGUUUUUCCAAUCUUAAACACAAAUGUCUUGUUGCUGAUUAUGAUUAAUUAAAAAAAAUACAGACUCAUUUUAAUGGAACCCUACUGUAUAUUUAUAUAUACUGUUCUUGUGAAAGGAAGGCAUCCACGUCCAACUCCAGUAUACCUUGUCGUUGUAUCAAGCAGCGAUCAUUAAGCAGUAUUGAGCACACCAUUAUUCUCUUUGUAUUCUAGAUGUCAAGGGAAAGGAAUCUGUCUGCUCCUAACCUGCCUGUAGCUAUAACGUCUGUUAGUAAUGACCAUCUUGUGUGGAAAACUAACUGCAUGUUGAGUUUUAAGUUAAAAUAAAAAAAUGAAUAAACUCUGUUGACUAUA